AUGGUUAUAGUUAAUUGUCCGAAGCGUAAGCGUAAGACACUUUCGGUUAGAGCUGAAACUUCUUAUGAAAUGGCUAAAGACAAAUACCAGAAAUAUAAACAAUUUGAAGUUAAAUACGCUAUUGAAGCUGUUGUUAGUGCUGCGAUCUUGGAAAUUCCUGCAUAUAUUGAGGAGACAAGAGACAUAUAUAGAGAAUAUCGUAGUUUGUCGGCUUGA
Molecule: messenger RNA, 216 nt
Organism: Funneliformis caledonium
Lineage: Eukaryota; Fungi; Glomeromycota; Glomeromycetes; Glomerales; Glomeraceae
Source: the annotation of a GenBank genome assembly